Messenger RNA from Megalops cyprinoides (Indo-Pacific tarpon), 1049 nucleotides. Its product is annotated as oligodendrocyte transcription factor 2-like. The transcript has 2 exons. NCBI's taxonomy places the organism in Eukaryota, Metazoa, Chordata, Actinopteri, Elopiformes, Megalopidae. The record is from RefSeq and is a predicted model, not a curated record. Gene Ontology annotation, molecular function: DNA-binding transcription factor activity; protein dimerization activity. Bases 96 to 902 code for a protein of 268 amino acids. Gene Ontology annotation, biological process: myelination; regulation of DNA-templated transcription; neuron differentiation.
CAGUACUGAUUGGGAAUAACAAGUGGAGUCGUGAGUGACACUUUCUCUGCUGCGUUCUCGCUCUUGGACAAGUUUUGUACAUUAACCUGAAGACCAUGGACUCCGAUACCAGUCGAGUGUCCAGCAGGCCGUCCUCUCCUGAAGUGGAAGAUAUUUUCCUGUCGACAGUUAGAAAGACGGGCGGCUUCUCAGGCGCCGUCUCCUCCACACAAAGUGACUCUCCGCCGGAGCUGAGCACCGACCUGCGAAGUCUUUCCAGCAACGAGGAGGACGGGAUCACCAUGAAAAUGCUGUCAAAGAAGGACCGCAAGCUCCUUUCAGAGAGCGAACUGCAGUCGAUGCGGCUGAAGAUCAACAGUCGGGAGAGGAAGAGGAUGCACGACCUUAACAUUGCCAUGGACGGGUUACGGGAGGUGAUGCCAUACGCGCAUGGCCCCUCGGUGCGCAAGCUCUCCAAAAUCGCCACUCUUCUGCUGGCGAGAAACUAUAUACUGAUGUUAAGCAAUUCGCUGGAAGAGAUGAAGAGGCUGGUCAGUGAAAUCUACGGGGGCGGUCACCACAGCGGCUUCCACCCGUCCGCCUGUGGGACCUUGACGCACACUGGUCCUUUGCCCGGCCACCCCGCUGUUUCCCACGCCUCUCACGCGGUUCACCAUCCUCUCCUCCCACCGGCGGUUUCCACCGCUGCGUCUCUGUCAGCGCCCGGAAUCUCGGCAGUUACCUCGGUCAGACCUCACCACGGACUGCUAAAGGCUCCGUCGGCGAGCGCAGGGCCUCUGGGUAGUAGUUUCCAGCACUGGGGCGCCGGGAUGCCUUGCCCUUGCAGCAUGUGCCAGGUGCCCCCUUCGCAUGCGGGCAUGAGCACGGUCAGCAUUCCAAGGCUCGCCGCUGACUCCAAAUGACUUGAAAACUUGCAGUAAAUCAAGGGCGUGAGGAAACGAACUGUGUACAGUCUCAUAUCACUUUGUUCAGGUGAUUUCUUUUUUUGCAUCUCAGUCCUUGCCAGCAAACGUUUGAGCCGACCUGUUUAUGAGCUUCUUCAAAUAAAA